Messenger RNA from Chelonia mydas (Green sea turtle), 8353 nucleotides. Its product is annotated as zinc finger protein 572. The transcript has a single exon. NCBI's taxonomy places the organism in Eukaryota, Metazoa, Chordata, Testudines, Cheloniidae. The record is from RefSeq and is a predicted model, not a curated record.
GGCCGGGCGGUGAGUGGGGGCGCUGGGGAGAGGCCGAGGCAGGAAAUCGCUGCCUGGAGGAAGUGGUGGCAGGGGCGGGGGGCUCGGAGCCGAAACGCGGCUGGGACCGGGGAGACCCCCCCGCCCCCAGCCAGCUCUGGAGCCGCGCGGGGGGGUCGGUGCCCCUGAGCCCAGGAGGGCCCCCCCAGCCGAGCCCGCCCUGGGGCAGCAGUCGCAGGGGGGUUUCUAGAUCAGCUGUGCGGCGUUUUCCUCCUGCCCCGAAGGUGAGAACAAAGAAGGGAAUCCCCGUCAGGCCGGGACUUGGAGCCCGGAGCCGCACAGCCCCUCGCGGGGAGAGCCCAAGCCCUGAGCCGGGAGAGACACCAGCCUGGCGCAGCGCGGGGCUGGUCGGCAGCAGAGAGGAAACCCCCCGCCCCCCAAUCCCAGAGUAGAGACGACCCCUGUCCUCAUGGAAGAAAAUCCCCAUAAAUGUUCUGACUGCAGGAAAAGCUUUAAGCAGAGCUCGACCCUAAGGAGGCACCAGCGAACCCACACGGGGGAGCGACCCUACAAAUGCCUCCAGUGCGGGAAGAGCUUUGCGGACAGCUCCAGCCUCCUUCGCCAUCAGAGGAGCCACACGGGGGAGCGACCCUACACGUGUGCCCAGUGCGGGAAGAGUUUUGGGCAUAGCUCGAGCCUGAUCACACACCGCAGGACCCACACAGGCGAGAAACUCUACAGGUGUGAUGAGUGUGGGAAGAGCUUUGCUCAGACCUCCAACCUCCUAGAGCACCAGAGGAUUCAAACAGGCAUGAAACCCUACAAAUGCCCUGACUGCGGGAGAAUGUUCUGCCAUAGCUCCUCACUGAUUGACCAUCAGAGGGUCCACACGGGUGAGAGACCUUAUAAAUGCCCCAAAUGUGAAAAGAGCUUCAAACACCGCUCUGUGCUUAUUCAACACAGGAGGAUCCACACAGGGGAGUGACCCUACAAAUGCCCCCACUGUGGGAAGGCCUUCGCCGAUCGCUCAGUUCUGAUCAAGCAUGAGCGGAUCCACACGGGGGACCGACCCUACAAAUGCUCCUGCUGCGGGAAGUGUUUCAGCGAUCCCUCUGUCCUGACCCGGCAUGAGCAUAUCCACACAGGCGAGCGACCCUACAAGUGUGUCCAUUGCGGGAAGGGCUUUAGUCAGAGCUCCACCCAUGCCCAGCAUCUGAGAACCCACACCAGGGAGCGGCCCUAUAGAUGUGAUGAGUGUGGGAAGAGCUUCAGUGUGAGUUCCAGCCUUGUUGUCCACCAGAGGAUCCACACAGGAGAGAGACCCUAUAAAUGUCCCCACUUUGGGAAGAGCUUUAGUGGCUGGCCAAAUUUUAGCAGGCAUCUGAGGACCCACGCCCAGGAGUAAACCCGACAGGUGACCCAAUUCUGGGAGAUGCUACUGUGAUCACUCUGGGCUCUUUAGACAGAGAACCCAUGCAGUGGAGAGAUGCUAUAAACGCCCCAACUGAUGGAAGAGCUUUAGUCCCAGGAUGUACCUUGUUAUUCAUCAGAAGAUCGACAGCAGAGACAGGCCUGAGAAAUAAAUGUGGAGGUAAGCGUCAUUCAGAGCUCAGAACAGGACUUCUGGUGUGGCGGAGGAGUGGGGUGGAUAGUGAGUUUCUUUUCUACCUCUUAUUUUUGCAAGAGCCAUUUUGUUCUUGUCCAGUCUGGGUUAUUAAAAAUUCAGCUUGAAUGUGAAGUUUUUUUUUUUUUUUUUUUUUCUGGUAGAAUGUAAUUCUUUUCUUCGCGCUAUCCUAAAGGUGGGUGGGGGUGGAGAUCAAGUGUGUCUGUGAGGCCAGUCUUGUCCCUUUUGUGGGUCAAUUCCUGUGCAGUAUUGAUCUGUACCAUACGGGGUGAGCAGUGCCACACUACUACCCUCUUCUGUCAGGUCACAGUCCAGAUCCAAUGCACAAAUGUCCACACUGAGGGACGGGCUGGGAGGGGCAUGGGGUUUCUUACAUUCCUUGCUUCCUCCGCUACCUCCAGGGCAGAUACUGAGAGAUGGGCCCUUUGCCUGGGCAUUCCAUUCAGCUGCUCCUCCCUCACAAUCUGUUGUGGAACUCUCAGGCCCCCAACAUUCCGCUCUAGUGCUACGGAACCGUCAGGUCCCCAACAUUCCGUCCGGCAGCACUGUCCUGGAGAUGAGGGAUCCCCUGAGUGACCGUGUCCAUUUGUGCUUGUUCAUCCAUAAGGAUGAAGUCUUGAGUGGCUCUGGUGUCCUCUUCUGUACUCCAGUGUGCCCCUCAUCUUCUGCCCUGGCCAAGGGUGUAUCCCAUGCUGACAGCUGAUCUCAUUGAUAAGGGCUAUUUGAGAAUAUCUGGGAGGUGAUGUAAAGAGUUAAUCCCAAUUUCCCCCUCCCUUCCCAAAGUGCAGUGGGUGGUGCCCUGGGGCGGGGGGGUGUGUGUGAGGGGGCUGUAAUAGCACAGGAACCUUCCUGUUCCCACCCCCUCAAUCAGGUGAUUAUCUGGUUUGCUAAGCAGAUAAUUUGCGCAGAGUUGCUCCCAGUCCUGCACUGUGUGCGCACAGGGGCGAGUCCCCAUCUGCAGCCCCAGAGCCCAGGAGGAAGAGAGAGAUGGAGAGGCGGCUCAAGGGGAGAGAGAAACAGCAGCAGAGGCAGGAAAUCGCUGCCGGGAGGAAGCAGCGGCGGGUAUAAUACAAGAAACUGCUAUCUGUAGGAAUUUGCUACCUAUAGAAGUUUCUCAUAAAUAAAGGAUUGUAAAAAAAACUGCUAGGUGAUGUAGCAAAUUCCUACAGACAGCAGUUUCUCAUACCCUAUAGCGUGAGAAACUGCUAUGAGAAACUAUUUGUAGGAAUUUGCUACCAGUAUUUGCUACCUCUCGCCUUUCCCAUCUUCUGGUGCAGAGGUAGCAAAUUGUUAUCGGUCGCAGUUACUGAUCCUUUAGGCUGUUCUACACCUGCGACUGUGACUGAGAACUAGCCCUGAUGAUUCCAAGAUCUCUCUCUUGAGUGGUAACAGUUAAUAUGGACCCUGUGUGUUUAUGCGGGGGAGGGCUGGUGUCAAGGUUCCUUCCCCACUCUGAACUCUAGGGUACAGAUGUGGGGACCUGCAUGAAAACCUCCUAAGCUUACUUUCACCAGCUUAGGUUAAAACUUCCCCAAGGAACCAACUAUUUUACCUUUUGCCCUUGGACUUUCGCUGCCACCACCAAACAUCUAACCAGAAUAUUAGUAGGAAAGAGCCCGUUUGGAAACGUCUUUCCCCCCCAAAAGCCUCCCAAACGUUACACCCCCUUCCUGGGGAAGGUUUGAUAAAAAUCCUCACCAAUUUGCAUAGGUGACCACAGACCCAAACCCUUGGAUCUUAAGAACAAUGAAAAAGCAUUGUUUCUUAAAAGAAGAAUUUUAUUAGAAGUAAAAAGAAUUACCUCUGUAAAAUCAGGAUGGUAAAUACCCUACAGGGUAAUUAGAUUCAAAACACAGAGAAUCCCUCCAGGCAAAACCGUAAGUUACAAAAAGACACAAAACCAGGAAUAUCCAUUCCAUUCAGCACAGCUUACUUUCUCAGCCAUUUAAAGGAAUCAUAAUCUAACGCAUACCUAGCUAGAUUACUUACUAAGUUCUAAGACUCCAUUCCUUUUCUGUUCCCGGCAAAAGCAUCACACACAUACAUACAGAGCCUUUGUUUCUCCCUCUCCAUAUCUUUGAAAAUAUCUUGUCUCCUCAUUGGUCAUUUUGGUCAGGUGCCAGGGAGGUUAUCCGAGCUUCUUAAUCCUUUACAGGUGAAAGGGUUUUUCCUCUGGCCAGGAGGGAUUUUAAAGGUGUUUACCCUCCCCUUUAUAUUUAUUAGAGGGGGUCUUCCUGAUAAUUGCUUCCUGCCUUCUGUUAGUUUUCUGGUUCCUUUUCCCUGAACUCAAUGUUCGUGUGUCUGCCUGCCUGUCUAACUUCACUGUGUGAUGGUUGUUACAUGGUUUGAUUGUUCACCUACCUGCAUGUCUUGCAGCCAUUUCCUCGUGUUUUGGGAUUGUUGUCUUGGGGUGCACCAGAGUGUCCCAUUAUGGAGACUGGUGAUCUGUUUUGGGGUGCACACUCCAUCACUUUAUACAUACAGUUGGGAUUAUGUUUUCCAAUGUGCACGUUACUUUGCACUUACCAACAUUGAAUUCAAUCUGCCAUUUUGUUCCUCAGUCACCCAGUUUUUUGAGAUCUCUUCAGAGUCGGUUUUGGACUUGACUACCUUGAAUAACUUUGUAUCCUCUGCAAACUUUGCCCCCUCAAUGUUUCGUCUUUUUUUCCAGAUCAUUUAUGAAUAUGUUGAACAGCACUGGUCCCAGGACAGAUCUUUGGGGGACCCUGUUGUUUAACCUCUCUCCACUGGGAAAACUGACCAUUUAUGUUUACCCUUUGUUUCCUGUCUUUUAAUCACUUACUGAUCCAGGAGAGGACCUUCCCUCUUGUCCCAUGACUGCUUAGUUUGCUUAACAGCCUUUGGUGUGGGAACUUGUCAAAGGCUUUCUGAAAGUCCAAGUACAGUAACUCCUCACUUAACGUUGUAGUUAUGUUUCUGAAAAAUGCUACUUUAAGUGAAUCCAAGUUCCCUAUAAGAAUUAAUAUAAAUAGGGGGAGUUAGGUUCCAGGGAAUUUUUUUUGGUCAGACAAAAUACUGUAUAUAAAAGUUUUAAACAAACAAGUUAAUACUGUGCACAACAGUGAUGAUUGUGAAGCUUGGUUGAGGUGGUGAAGUCAGAGGGUGGAUAUUUCCCAGGGAAUGCCUUACUGCUCAAUGAUGAGCUAGCACUCGGCUGAGCUCUCAGGGGUUAACACAUUGUUGUUAAUGUAGCCUCACACCCUACAAGGGAGGGGAGACAGCAUGGCAGAGAGAGACAGAGAGACACACCCUGUGUGUGAGAGAGAUGCACAUUGCCCCUUUAAGUACGCUGACGCCACUCUAAGUACAUUGCCUUUUUAAGUAGAUCAGCAAGUUGAGACAGCAGCUACUGCCAGCAAGCUCCCUCUGUCCUGAGCCUUGUUGUGUCUCUCCCCCUUCCCCCCGCUCUGUGGAAAUGGGGUAAAGUAGCGGGGAGGGGACACAUCCUGACAUUAUCACCCCUCUUCCCUCCCCCCCCCCACCCCCCCCCACACAGCAAGUAGGAGGCUCCUGGGAGCAGCUCCAAGGCAGAGGGCAGGAGCAGCACAUGGCAGUCGGGGGGAGGGACAGCUGAACUGCCGGCAAUGGAUAGCAUGCUGGGUGGCUGCUGCACAGGGAAUUUAGGGGGGCUGUUGGUCCACCCUGGUUUCAAGCCCCCACCAGCUCGCUGCAACGGGCUGCUCUUCCUGCAAGCAGUGGACAAAGCAGGAGGCUGCCAAAUGACGUUAUAAGGGAGCAUUGUGCAACUUUAAAUGAGCAUGUUCUCUAAUUGAUCAGCAAUGUAACAACGUUAACCAGGACGACUUUAAGUGAGGAGUUACUUUAAGUGAGGAGUACACUAUAUCAACUGGGUCAUCCUUGUCCACAUGCUUGGUGACUCCCUCAAAGAAUUCUAAUAGAUUGGUGAGGCGUGAUUUCCCUUUACAAAAACCACAUUGACUCUUCCCCAUCAAUUCACGCUCAUGUGUGUGUCUGAUAAUUCUGUGCUUUACUAUAGUUUUGACCAAUGUGUCUGGUACUGAAGUUAGGCUUACCAGCCUGUAAUUGCCUGGAUCACCUCUAGAGCCUUUUCUUUUAAAAAAAUAAAAUAAAAAUGUUAAAUUAGCUAUCCUCCAGUCUUCCGCUACAGAGGCUGAUUUAACGGAUAGGUGUUAUGGAGUGGAGUGUAGGUGGUCUGGCCUAGAAGAGCAGGAGUGAGAUCUAGGGGGUGGAGCAGGCAUCCAGGUUGGGGAACGAAGGCAAGGAUCAGCACCAGUCAACUACCAGUUACCAGAACCAGGGGUCAAGCCAGAGUCAGAACUAGAAAUUGAAGCUGAAGGUCAGAGCCAAGGUUGGAUGCCAAAUUCCAGAGCCAGGAUCAGGAGUCAGAGGAUGGGGUCAAAGCCAGGACGGGUCACUGAGGAUUGGAGGUGAGGCAUAAGGGCAGGAGGAGACACAAGGAUCAAGCACAGAGCAGGAGCAUGGUGGGAACAAGAGUGAAGCCAGGAGCAGGGAUGAGUGCAGGAGACAGGCACAAGCAGGGUCCAAUGCAGCCACAACAGGAAACGACCUUGUUGCUCAGACAAAUGUCCUGUUCCGCCUCCUGGCUUAAAUAGCGUAGUAGGACCAAUCAGCAGAGUUGGGCAGUACUCCAGUCAGAGCGCUCGUGGGUGAUGCCUAUAACCCCAGUAGCUUUUCAGCCCACUUGACUUCAAUAGCCAUUGGGUGGAAGCCAGGAUGUGACAGCUGUUUGGGGAUGUGUAAGCCUGAGGUCAAGUCCUGGGACGUCAUAAUAGGUUAUGUACCACAGUUAGUAGUUCUGGGAUUUCAUAUUUGAGUUGCUCCAGAACUCUUGGGUGGAUCGCAUCUGGUCCUGGGGACUUAUUACUGUUUAAUUUAUCAAUUUAUUCCAAAAACUCCUCUGACAUCUCAAUGUGGGACAGUUCCCCAGAUUUGUCACCGAACAAGAUUGGAUUAGGUAUGGGAAUCUCCCUCACAUCCUCAGCUGUGAAGACCAAUACAAAUAAUUAGCUUCUCCGCAAUGGCCUUGUCUUCCUUGGGUGCUCCCUUAGCACCCUGAUGGUCCAGUGGCACCACUGAUUGUUUGGCAGCCUUCCUACUUCUAAACAACUUUUUGCUGUUAGUGUUUUGCUUGUUAGCCUUCAAAUACAUUUUUGGCCUUCCUGCUUAUACUUUUACACUUGACUUGCCAGAGUUUUUGUUCCUUUCUAUUUUCUUCAGUAGUAUUUGAGUUCCAAUUUUUAAAGGAUGCUGUUUCGCCUCUAAGAACCCUUUUUACUCUGCUCUUUAGCAGUGGUCACGUUUUUCCCUGUUUUUUUUAUUUAUUUAUUUGGGGUAUAUGGUAGUUUGGGCCUCUUAUGGUGUUUUAAAUAGUUUCCAUGCAGCUUGCAGGCAUUUCACUCUUUAUUUUUAUUUCCAUUUCCUCCUCAUUUUUGUGUAGCUCCUCUUUUGGAAGUUAAGUGCUAUAGUGGGGGGUUUCUUUGGUAUUCCCACCCCCCCCCCCCAACAAGGUUGUGAAAUUUAAUUACAUCAUGGUUGCUAUCACUGAGCCAUCAUGCUAUAUUAAUCUUUUGGACCAGAUACUGUGCGCCACUUCAUCAAGAAUUGCCUCUCCCUUUGUGGGUUCCAGGACUAGCUGCUCCAUGAAGCAGCCUUGAAAUGCAAAGCACUAUUUGACACUAGGGAUAUAUUUUAAAGUAACAUUUCUGUAACUUUGCCCUCUUCACAUCAGAUUUCCCCCUAAAAACUGCCAUGAGAAAUAUCCUUAACUAUGGCCCCAUUGUGCAUUCACUCACUGUGUGACCUUGGGAAAAUAAUUUUGCAUCUGUUUCUGAGUUUCCCCACCCAUAAAAUAGCAAUUAUGAAACUCACCUUUGUGGUCCGCAGAUUAAAAGUGAUAUUUAGGUGUUCUUACUACUUUGGAAACACACAUCUGCAGCGAAGAAAACUUUGAACUGACACUCCCAGGCCUCACAAAGGGAACCAGUGAAAAUUAACAGUGAAAAUUGAAAGCAUAGCUUCAUCUGCAAGCAGCAGAAAUGCAGUGUCCUGGGAGACACUGAAAUGGACUGAGGGGAAGAUGGGGUCAAACAGCUCAUGUUAAAAGCACCUGUGACUAUUGAUAAUAAAUCAAAGUGGAAAGCUCUUCGUACGUAUGUGUUUCUUUAAGCAGCUUGUGCUACUGUGCAAGACAGGACAGCACUGCUUUAUCCCUCUGUAGGAAUGCAUGGACGUCCCUCCCUGUCAGCCUCAGAGGGAGGCCACACGUCCUCGCUGUCGCAUCUAUAAAUGGCAAUUUUUCAAAGGGGGAAUUAACAGUUUGUGAAGCUCAGGCCCUCUGUCAAGGCUGAUUCCCCACUCUGGCACUUCGAGUGCAGAAGGUGAGGGCCCACAAGGAUUCUAAAAAUGGAUACUGGCCACUCCAGGCUUGUAUUAAACUCCCAAGGUUACAGCUUCUCUCUGACCUUGGAUGGGUAGAUGCUGCCACCACCCAAAUACAAAAAAACGCUUUGAACCCAGGAAGGUGCACUUGGGAAUUCCUCCCUGUGGGGUACCCUCAGGCCCUCUUCCCCACCCCUCCGGGGAAGAGUUGAGAAAGAAAACAAAUGAAAUUAGCUGUUGUCACCAGCUAAUGAAACAACAUCUGCACAAACCUCUUAGGACACAAAAACCCCAAUCCUGUUAUUAACAAAGGUAAAUUUUAUUAAAAACAAAAAGAAAGAAAAUACA